CCAGUCUCAGAUUCCCUGGCAGGGACACGCUAUACUUGAUAUGUAUGAUACGGCAACGGGACUAUUUACAUGAUGUCUACCAUGAAACGAAAACAUGAUGCUGUGCCCCAUACUAUGGUGCAGCGAUUGACUCCACAGCCACGGCUAUCAUGCCAGAAUUGUCGUCAAAAGAAAUGGCGAUGUGAUCGCAAACACCCUUGCAACAACUGCAAGCUACGCAAGGUCUACUGCCAGUUUGACUCCGGACCAGAUCCUCAAGAUCUUCCGACUUACUCAGCAAGACAUGGUACAGCUAGCGAUUCACCUGCUGGCCCCGUGAUCUCGCCGGUAUCUGUAUCCCAAACAGAAGGCGAUACCGCACCAAGCCUCUACCCCAACAACGAUGGAUCCUCUGGCCUAGUGGAUCGAAUACGUAAGCUAGAAGAGGCGGUCUUUGGCAAAGGUUCGACCACACAUGAAACGAAUAGACCAGCUCCAAUCGACCUAGGCUCCAGAACCUCUGGCUUUAGGGCCGAUAAUCAUGAAAGAGGUGGAGGUGGCACUCCUUUCGCCAAGCUAUCUUCUUCAGCAGUACGAGAGCAGAUUGUCGAAUUCGACGACUGCAUGCAAGACCCGAGGCGCAUCUUCGAUUGUCUUCCCCCGGUGGAGCAAGCACGACAACUUUUCGACCAAUUCGUACGAGCUAUUCAACCGACUCUUGGUGUUCUCCAUAUACCGUCUGUGCGGGUUUUGAUGGAGGAGACCUACCGGGAUGUAUCUGAGGGCAAGGAACCGAACUUUACCGUGGUCAUUCUACUCUUGAGCAUAUAUGCCGGCAGCACCCUUGUUGUGACAUCCGAGCUCCUAGAAAGUCUCAAAGCAACAGAGAAAGAGGCUAGGAUUGCCUUCGCCACUUUCACGCGCCUUGCUAUGACUAUGCUAGAUUAUCCUUCGCGACCCGUAGUCCCGUCAACUGUGGCUCUUCUCGCCAUAACGACCCUAUGUCACGUUCUGACACACGCAGACGGAUUCUCCGAGAAGAUGCAGGCUCUCCGUAUGCGCGCAAUCUUCAUGGCACGGUCAAUGCAGAUUCAUCUUCUGGACUCUCCAAAAGGUCAGGAAGAGAGGAAGCGCACAGGGUACGAAAUCGUUGAGAUCGAGGUCCAGAGACGGAUAUGGUGGCAUAUUGUGUCAUCCGACUGGAUAGUAUCACUUUCUCAAGGGCCACAAGAGGGCUCAUACCUACUACACCCAAAACACAUGAGGGUUAAUCUUCCAAGUAAUGUUGAUGACGAGUCACUAGCGACCAGUGAGCCAGACUGCGGGUUGCCCCUUACCACUCCAACAUCCAUGUCCAUCUUCAUCUUGCGUGUUCAGUUUGCCGAGAUCUGCCGGCAGAUUGUUGACGCCUUCUCCUCUAUGUUCCUCGGAGAAAACGAUCUGCCCGAAUACGAUAUAGUCCUUGAUUUAGACCGCAAACUGCACAAUGUCCUCGAUUCCAUGCCGAAUUUCCUUCGGCUGGACCCGGAACAUGUCCAGCAGAGCCGUGAGAUCAUCACGGAGCGACCAUACCUCGCCUGGCAGCGCAUUGUCGGCCACUUAGGCAUCUACACCCGCAUCUGCCGCCUCCACCGUCCAUAUCAUCGUGAAGCCUCAGUAAACCCUCGAUUUGCGUAUUCUCGACAGGCGUGUCUCCACUUCGCUCAGCGGAUCCUUGAUCUCCGCCGCACAAUGGACGAAGCCAGCUCUACCGUCGGCAUGAAGCCCACCAAUUAUUGGAUGGUCAUGCAACAUGUAUUCUUCGCCGCAAUGGUUCUAGCCUCGGACGUGUCAAUGAACCCGGGCAGUCCCGGUGCGGACCGCAGGAAGCAGGACGUUUUAAUAGCGUGCAAGAUGCUAGAGCAAUCGCAGCGCUUGUCAACGAGCCUGACCGAGGCGAUCCGAAGGAAUACUCAGACCCUAAUGUCGAUUCUCCAGAGCACGCAAAAGGAGCAACAACAGCCCCCGAGAGCCAAUCCGGGUGCGACGUCUCAUGCUUUGCCGACAUCUCAAGGAGGUGCAUUCAGUACAUCUCCUAGUCAAUUCUCACACGGAGAGGCGACUAGGAGGGUAAGCGCUGCUGAAGCAGAUGUGCAGCAACUCCACUUUUCCGAUAAUGCUCCUACUGCGGGGAACAAUCACAUGGCGUGGGACGCCACUUCUACUCAACCCGCUGGCGAGGAAAGCUGGGGUCAGUUGUGGUCUGAUCUGUUCGCUGCAGCGCCAGAGAUUGAUGAUAUACAAUGGGAUCUCUUGUUGAACGACUGGGACUUGGCUAUCGAUACAGGAUUCUGAGACGAGUAGGGUUAUCUUAUAUGACGCAGUACUCGUAGCCUUCAGAGUUAAGUAUGGCGGGAGCAGGUGCGAGGACCUAGGAAAUGGUUGUACGUUUCCAACCUAUUGGGGAUCCGGUGUUGAACAUUACCUACUGGUAGUACAUCGACUCCAAUCAAUGAACCUCAGGUCUUAUGGUGCGCUAGGAAUAGCUUCAAGAUCACCACUUCGGGAAUCUUCUUUCCACUGGUAU
Messenger RNA from Aspergillus aculeatinus CBS 121060, 2545 nucleotides. RefSeq names its product Zn(II)2Cys6 transcription factor. Gene Ontology annotation, biological process: regulation of DNA-templated transcription; DNA-templated transcription. Bases 70 to 2313 code for a protein of 747 amino acids. The record is from RefSeq and is a predicted model, not a curated record. The transcript has 4 exons. Gene Ontology annotation, molecular function: zinc ion binding; DNA binding; DNA-binding transcription factor activity, RNA polymerase II-specific. NCBI's taxonomy places the organism in Eukaryota, Fungi, Ascomycota, Eurotiomycetes, Eurotiales, Aspergillaceae.